Messenger RNA from Eruca vesicaria subsp. sativa (arugula), 2202 nucleotides. The record is from the annotation of a GenBank genome assembly. Lineage: Eukaryota; Viridiplantae; Streptophyta; Magnoliopsida; Brassicales; Brassicaceae.
UUAAAAUACUAAAGAAAAAAAUAUAUAUAAAGAAAUCAAAGAAGAAUCUAAUCUACUAAUCCAUCCGCCGCCGCCUUCUCUCCGAACAAUCUCUCAAUCUUACACACUCACAAUGGGUGACCGGAAGAAACGAAAACCCAAUCCCACCAACAACGACAACAACAACAACAACAAGAACCAAAAGAGACGACAUUCGAAUGAUAACGACAUCAACAAAGACGAACUCGUAAUCUACAGAAUCCUCUGCCCCGUUGGACUCAUCGGUGGCGUCAUAGGCAAGAGCGGAAAAGUCAUAAACGCCAUCAGAGACUCCACCAAAGCCAAAAUCAAAGUAUUUGAUCAGUUACCUGGUUCCACUCAAAGAGUCAUUACAAUCUAUUCCCAAGUUAAAGAGAAAGUUGAUGUAACAGAGUCUGAAAAAACAGAGGAGCCUCUCUGUUCCGCACAACAUGCUCUUCUCAAAGUCCAUGAUACUAUUGUGAGUUGUGUAGAAUCUAGUGCUGGAGAGAAUAAGAAUGGUGGUAAGAAGAAGGAGUGUCGUCUUUUAGUUCCGUCUAGUCAAGCUUCUGGUCUGAUUGGUAAAGCUGGUGGGAAUAUUAAGGGGAUAAGGAGUAGAACUCGAGCUUGUGUUAGUGUUGUUUCUAAAGAUGUUUCGGAUCCUUCACAUGCUUGUGCUUUGGAGUUUGACAAUAUUGUUCUGAUAUCUGGUGAGGUUGAGUCUGUGAAGAAGGCUCUUUACGCUGUUUCUGCUACCAUGUAUAAGACUAACCCUCGAGAACAGAUUCCUUUGGAUUCAACAACGGUCCAGGAAACUCCAGCUAGUGUUGUGAUUCCCUCGGAUUAUGUUUAUCCAUACACAAAUCAUGAUCAGAUUCUUUAUCAUAGGGCAUCUGAACUCCAGGGUUAUGCGGAAACCACUGCUAAUUCGAUGAUGCAUGUUGCUAGUCCUCCUGUGUCUCAUGGUUUUGGCGGAUCAAAAGAGCUGGUUUUGAAGGUGUUAUGCCCUUUGUCUAAUGUUGGUCGUGUUAUUGGUAAAGAAGGUUCGACCAUUAAUGGAAUGAGAGAAGCAAGCGGUUCUCGUAUUGAGGUUAAUAAAGCAACGCAUGGUGAUGAUGAGUGUGUUAUCACUAUCACCGCUACAGAGUCUCAUGAUGAUAUGAAGUCUAUGGCUGUUGAAGCUAUUCUUCUUCUGCAAGAGAAGAUCAAUGAUGAUGAUGAGGAGAGAGUUAAGAUGCAACUUCUUGUUUCUCCCAAGACUGUUGGAUGCGUUAUAGGGAAAAGCGGCUCUGUCAUAACCCAAAUCAGGAAAAGAACCAACGCCAAUAUCCGUAUCUCGAAAGGGAAUAACGAUGAUCUUGUUGAGAUAUCUGGUGAAGUCAGUAGUGUGAGAGAUGCUCUCAUUCAGGUUGUUCUAAGACUUCGAGAAGAUGUUUUAGGAGAUAGAGGCAGUGUCUCCGCUAGGAAUCCUCCUGCAAGAUCUGAUCAUUCCGGUUUUACACUUCCUCCUUUUGUGUCUUCAGUUCCAGAAUACGGUUCUGUAGAUUAUGAUCAGAGGCGAGAGACAGGGGAAAGCAGCUUAGGAAUGGUUUCUUCAGAUAGACUCUACGGUUAUGAAAGUUUCCCGGCAAGAGAUAAUGGUUUGGGAUCAAUCGGUCCAUACUCAUAUGGAGGGGGAUUGUAUCAAUCUUCUGCAUUGGAGAUUCUUGUCCCGGCGAAUGCAGUGAGUAAAGUUAUCGGCAAAGAUGGAGGCAAUUUGGAGAACAUAAGAAGGAUAUCAGGAGCGAUGGUAGAAGUUUCGGAUUCCAAAACUUCACAUGGUGAUCGCAUUGCUCUCAUAUCAGGCACACCUGAACAGAUGCGUAGUGCAGAGAACUUGUUCCAAGCUUUUAUUAUGUCCACUUGAAACUGUCUCUGUCUCUGUCUCUUCUAGCUUCUUGGUGAGUUCUUGUCUCACCUCGGUUUACUGUGACUGUAGGAUAAGUUGUUUAGGAAUAACAAACCGGAAUUAAAUAAUAUUCCGGUUUACUGUUCAUGUGUCUGGUAUGAGAUAACGAGCCUUGUACCGUACCGUUGCUUGUUAAUGAAAUUCUUGGGAUUUACAUGCAGAAAGCCCUUUUAUUGUUUAUUAUAAAUUACUUCUUUUUUUUUGUUAUUUUCACAACCUGUAACCAUUGAGAAACUACUUAUUAAAAUGCUUAAAAU